UCUAAAAAUCCUAAAUGUUAGGAGAGCAGAUGUAACGUUACUUAAAUCAGAGAUUUAUUAAGGCGUUAAAAUGUCGGUGCUUCGAAAAUCCAACAUUUAGUUCAGACGGAGUCUUUUCUAACGGAUCAUCCAGACACCAGCAGCCACCCCGAGCACCGGCAGCGUCCGUGUGUUUACCGGAGGACGAAACUCUCCGGUUCCAGGACAACAAAACAGCGCAGUGCGGCCGUUUUUCUUCCACUGUGUCUUCACAUGUCUCUGUUAACCGAAACACCUAUGUUCCACCGGAAACGAGGAGCUUUUAAGCGUUUUAGGAGCACAAUUGUACAGAAAAGUGUCAGCGAGCCGCACGCGGUCACCGUGUGUCCGACAGCUUGGAAGCCUCCUGGAAGCGACAGACAAGGAGCUGGAAGCCGAACAUGAGCCGAGUGUGGAGAGACACGCGUGUCGUUGUCGUGGAAACGAACGUGAAGUGUGAAAAGGUUGAUUUUGUGCGUAUUUUGUGUCUAAAUCGUGUCGAAGAAAACACAAAUGUGGCCGCGGUUUUGAGGCGGCGGCAGGCCGGCGCGGUGUGUUGCCCCUUUACGGUUCUCAUGGUAUUUAUUAGUCCCGCCUCCUGCGUCCAGCUCGGACACUUUGAGACAAACAGAGACGCAGAAACAUGGCAGAAGAAGCUCCAGCAGCUGCACCGGCUAAAGCUCCGGUCAAAGCCCCGAAGAAGAAGGCUGCCAGGCCCAAGAAGGAUGGACCCACACUCCCGAAGCUCAUCGUCGCCGCUGUGGCCGAGUCUAAGGAGCGGAAGGGCAUCUCACUGGCUGCGAUCAAGAAGGUUCUGGCGGCCAAAAAUAUCGAUUUGACCAAGGCAAACAAACGCAUCAACACCGCCAUCACCAAGCUGGUCACUAAGGGGGUUCUGAGCCAGACUAAGGGCACCGGAGCCUCCGGCUCCUUCAAGCUCGCCAAGAAGGAGCCCAAAGCCUCCAAACCGGUCAAAAAAGUGGCCAAGAAGAAGGCUCCCGUCAAAGCUAAGAAACCCGCCGCCGCUAAAGCUAAGAAACCCACAGCGGCCAAGAAGGCAGCAGCUAAGAAGACAGCGGUCAAGAAAUCCCCGAAGAAGGCAGCGGCCAAGAAAGCCGUCAAGAAGACACCGAAGAAGAGCCCCAAGAAGCCCGCCGCUAAGAAGCCCAAAGCUGCAGCCAAGAAGCCCGCAGCAAAGAAAAGUGCAGCCAAGAAGCCCAAAGCUAAGAAAACUGCCAAGAAGUGAAACUGCUUCAUCUCCACUCACUCAUCACCAAAGGCUCUUUUCAGAGCCACCACAGCCUCCACUAAAGACUAAGAGAGCUGCUGCCUCACUCAUCACUACAUCCCUCUCACAAUACUACUCCCAUCAUUAUAACAUUCAUAGAUCAACCUUCAUUUACAGAAAACUAGCACAUUUUUGGAUCAUUUUAGCAAUAUUAAGGCUUUCUACUUGCUCUCUUCUCAUCCAGGUUUUGUCUUGUCAUUUUUACACCAUCUGACUAUGAAGUCAUUCAAACUUAAUCACAAAAUUGCACUUCUUUCUAAUUAACUAAUGUGAUAUUUUGAGUUUCACAGGUUGAAAAGUGACCUUUAGAACACUGCAGUGAAAGACCAUCCAAAUAAGUUCUGACGGUGAUCAGACCAACAAGUUACUACUCAGGGAAAAUUCUUGUACACAUAUUUCUACAUUUCUCCCUUCUGUUCAUAUAUAAAUAAGAGCUGAAGUGUAAUUCAGAACUAAAAGCUGUAAUAUUUUAAAAUCAUUUUACUAUUACCUCUCUGUAACACAAUAUAUAUUUUACAAUUUCUAUUAUUUGAUUUUCCUGACAACUGUUUAUACAAAAAAGCAAAAUAACUUGAUUACAAUAUUUCUGUUUUGUUUCUAUUUUAAAUUGAAUAUACUUUGCAAUCUCAUUCUGCUCUGUUAAGUAUUUAUGUCUUUGAUAAUAAUGUUCCCCAUUUUAAAAGACUGACCUCUAUCUGAGGAGGUGUUUCACAUGUGUGUGCUCAUUUAUUAUGACUUUGAUUUUAGUUUAUGAAAUGUGUUAUAUCA
Molecule: messenger RNA, 2074 nt
Organism: Acanthochromis polyacanthus (spiny chromis)
Lineage: Eukaryota; Metazoa; Chordata; Actinopteri; Pomacentridae
Product: histone H1-like
Exons: 1
Coding region: 662-1264 (200 amino acids)
Biological process (GO): nucleosome assembly
Cellular component (GO): nucleosome
Molecular function (GO): DNA binding; structural constituent of chromatin
Source: RefSeq, a predicted model, not a curated record